Notolabrus celidotus (New Zealand spotty) is the source of this 2337-nucleotide messenger RNA. RefSeq names its product NME/NM23 family member 9 (gene nme9). The transcript has 17 exons. Gene Ontology annotation, molecular function: nucleoside diphosphate kinase activity. The coding region runs from base 168 to 2165 and encodes 665 amino acids. The record is from RefSeq and is a predicted model, not a curated record. Lineage: Eukaryota; Metazoa; Chordata; Actinopteri; Labriformes; Labridae. Gene Ontology annotation, biological process: GTP biosynthetic process; UTP biosynthetic process; CTP biosynthetic process.
UGCUAGGCAACCAAGGGGGUAAACAAGCGCGAGCUGCAUCUCAGUCGUUUGAAAGCGUGACAUGUUAGAAACAUUUUAGCAUUUCUUGUGAGCAAUUAAUAAUUUUGCCAAAUAACGAUUGGCGCUUGUUAUAUCGCCAGCUCUCUUAGAUACAUAGAACUUUUCAAAUGGCCUCCAAGAAGAAAGAAGCAAGUUUACAGGCAUCUGUCACAAACCAAGAGCAGUGGGAGGAGAUGCUGGCAACCAAAGGUUUAACAGUUGUGGACGUGUACCAACAGUGGUGUGGUCCCUGCCGAGCUGUUGUUAGUCUCCUGAGGAAAAUAAAGAAUGAACUGGGUGACGAUCUUCUACAUUUUGCCACAGCUGAGGCAGACAGCAUUGAUGCACUAGAGAGGUAUCGAGGGAAAUGUGAGCCCACCUUCCUCUUCUAUGGGGGUGGGGAGCUGGUGGCUGUGCUGCGAGGGGCCAACGCUCCUCUCCUUCAGAGGAUGAUAGUAGAAGAACUGGCCAAGGAGAAAUUAGUCCUGGAGCAAGGUGGUGAACGCAAAGCGGUGAAAGAUGAUGGUCUGGUGGAUGAUGACAAAGCAGAAGAGGAGGAGACCCUUCCGCAGUCAGAGAACAAAGAAAGCAUUAUUGUUCCUGCCAGUAAAUCCUACACAGUUGCCAUCAUCAAACCAGAUGCCGUUGCUCAUGGCAAGGCAAAUGAGAUCAUUAUGAAGAUACAGGAUGCUGGGUUUGAGAUCCUCGCCCACGAAGAACGCACACUGACUGAGGUUGAGGCCCGAGACUUUUACCAGCACAAAGCAGCAGAGGUUGACUUUGAAGACUUGGUGCAGUUUAUGUCCAGUGGUCUGUCCCACAUCCUGGUACUCUCUCAGGUUGAGGACUCCACUAAUGUUGUAGCAGCAUGGCGUGAGUUCAUUGGCCCUGCAGAUAUUGAGGAAGCCAGAAGAGAGAAGCCAGAAAGACACACCCAAACAUUAUGCUUCUCUCUGGUCGAGCACCAGCCGAGCAACCAUCUGCUCUCCUCUCCUGUCUCCCCCCUGGCUUCCUGCAGCUUGCGGGCACAAUACGGCACACAGGCACUGUUCAACGCAGUGCACGGUAGUGAGGACAUCGACCAGGCCGGCAGGGAGCUCGCCUUCCUCUUCCCCAACUUUAGGACAGCGUCAGUGACGGAGCAGGAUGGGGAGGAAGAGCGUGUGGAGAGAACACUGGCUCUUAUCCGGCCCAACGUUGCCAGAGAGAACAGAGAAGAGAUCCUGGCCAAAAUCCAUGAGUCAGGCUUCACGGUGGCUCUGCAAAGAGAAGAGAUGUUAACAGAGAAGCAGGUCAGACAGUUUUACUUCCAACACGUCGAGGAGGACUUCUUCCCUGCUCUGCUUCAAAACAUGACCAGUGGGCCAGUGCUCGCUAUGACUCUUGCCAGGAUAGAGGCUGUUGAACACUGGAACAACAUCCUGGGUCCUUCUGAUGUGAAUAAAGCCAGAGAGGAGAGUCCUGAAAGUCUUAGGGCUCAGUUUGCUGUCGAGAACGAGCCAAUCAACCCACUACACGGCAGUGCAAGCCAUGACGAAGCAGAGCGGGAGAUCAACUUCUUCUUCCCCAAGCAGCAAACGCUGGCGAUGAUCAAACCUGAUGCCAUGAUGGAACACAAAGAGAAGAUCUGGGAGGAGAUCCAUGCCAAUGGUUUCUCUGUAAUGCAGCAGAAGGAGACGGUGCUGUCGAGGGAGACGGCUGAGGAGUUUUACAAAGAGCACAGAGAGAAGCUUUUCUUCAGCCAAUUGGUUGAAUUCAUGUGUAGCGGGCCAUGUGUGAUGCUCAUCCUGAAGAAGGAAAAUGCAGUGGAGGACUGGAGGGCCAUGUUGGGUCCCACAGACCCUGACCAAGCUAAGGAGACAUCCCCAGAUUCUCUAAGGGCCCGCUUUGGGUCAGAUAUUCUCCACAACUCAGUCCACGGCAGCUCCACUGAAAAGCAUGCAGAGGAGGAGAUACGAUUUAUCUUUGGUGACAUCAGCUCAGAAGCAGAGCUUGCCGGUGAUGGAGAGACUGUCACAACGGUUUUAGCAAAAGAUAAAGACAGCUCUGCUUAUGAAAACUCAGGAAUGUCAAAAUCUCCAACUGGAGGAAUGUCUGAUAACAAACAACACAAUGGUGACCCAUAAAGUCUAAAUAAUGGAAGCCCACAACCUGGAGGAGGAGGUGACGACCCUGAGACCUCAAACUGAAUCAGUCCCCACGCUCAGUAGUUUUUCCUGUAUUGUAGAGAAAUUCUGAAAAACACACCAUACCCGUCAUCCUAUGAAUCAUAAAAUAAAAAGAUAUAUUUUGUGUUUA